AAUCCCUCCAAUUGUGUCUCUGCCAAUCCCUCCACUGGCCUCCACUCAGUGUACUCCACCCCCCUCUGCCAAUCCCUCCACUGGCCUCCAUUCAGUAUCCUCCUACCACCCCCCCCUCUGCCAAUCCCUCCACUGGCCUCCACCCCUCUCUGCCAAUCCCUCCACUGGCCUCCACUCAGUGUCCUCCACCCCUCUCUGCCAGUCCCUCCACUGGCCUCUACUCAGUGUCCCCCACCCCUCUCUACCAUCCACCCCUCUCUGCCAAUCCCUCCACUGGCCUCCACUCAGUGUCCUCCAUCCCUCUCUGCCAAUCCCUCCACUGGCCUCCAUUCAGUGUCCUCCACCCCUCUCUGCCAAUCCCUCCACUGGCCUCCAUUCAGUGUCCUCCAUCCCUCUCUGCCAAUCCCUCCACUGGCUUCCACUCGCCCAACGAAU
Molecule: messenger RNA, 435 nt
Organism: Staurois parvus
Lineage: Eukaryota; Metazoa; Chordata; Amphibia; Anura; Ranidae
Source: the annotation of a GenBank genome assembly